This is a messenger RNA of Sclerotinia sclerotiorum 1980 UF-70, 309 nucleotides long. RefSeq lists its product as hypothetical. Lineage: Eukaryota; Fungi; Ascomycota; Leotiomycetes; Helotiales; Sclerotiniaceae. Bases 1 to 309 code for a protein of 102 amino acids. The record is from RefSeq and is a predicted model, not a curated record. The transcript has a single exon.
AUGUCUUCCAAGACACCACAGCCUAGCAACCCCGCUACGACCAGCCAGGUCACCCCCGAAAGUACCGACAAGGACGGAGACAUCGCCAUGGGAGGUAUCGAAGACCCCAAGGAGAUUACCGUCACCGAAACUCUUAAAGUCGCCCUACCAGACCGAUUCACAGGCAACCGACAAGAGCUAGAAACUUUCCUGCUCCAAUUUGAGAUCUACUUCCAAUUCAACCAAGAUAAAUUCAACCAUGACGCCGACAAAAGCGUCUGGGCUGCCUCCUACCUCAGAGGAGAAGCCGUUAAGUGGAUCCAACCAUAA